AUGGCGUUCUUCUACCGGCUUAGUUGCAAGGUCAAGAAUUUCCGAAUUUGGUGGUUUGUUGUUCUAUUUUUCACAGCAGCCGUCUAUAUUGCAUCAGUGGGAGAUAUAGAAUACAAAUGCAGCUUUGGAGGAAUAGAGUUCAUCAUCGCGGAAUGUUCUCAACUUAAGCACAUUCGUUAUGAGAACAAAACCUUCUGGGCUAAUUGCGCCGGCGAUGUUGUUUCUGACUUGAUGAUUCUCUCUAUUCCGGUUCUUGUUUUAUGGAAUACUCGGAUCUCACGCCGUAAAAAAGCCAUUCUUCUCAGCAUCUUUUCGGCAACCAUUAUAAUCAUGAUAAUCGCCAUAAUUCGAGUAGUAGUCGAUAAUACCAUCGACCGUGAGAUAAAUAUUGCCUGGUUAUGCUUCUGGGGGUUUGUUGAGGUUGAUGCUGCAAUCAUUGUCUCUUGUGUCGCCUCCCUCAGGCAAAUGUUCAUCACCUCACAGAACCGAGAUUCACAUAGUGGGGCAACUUAUGCAAAUCCCUCCUUUGACAGAGUGUUAAAAGUUUCCAAAAUUGUAAGCAACCGGACAGAAUCUCGAUAUCGAGGUGAUGCUGAGGCACUAACAAGUGAUGUUGUCCCACUAUCACCUCUUACUAUCGUGCAUGUCCGUCAUGAUAUUGAAGUGACCAGCGACAAUGCGUCUUCACGGGCUGACACCGAGAAGGUCUGCGGGCACCAUACAAGUUUUGACUAG
Penicillium macrosclerotiorum is the source of this 735-nucleotide messenger RNA. RefSeq lists its product as uncharacterized. The transcript has 4 exons. The record is from RefSeq and is a predicted model, not a curated record. Bases 1 to 735 code for a protein of 244 amino acids. NCBI's taxonomy places the organism in Eukaryota, Fungi, Ascomycota, Eurotiomycetes, Eurotiales, Aspergillaceae.